GAUAUAUAAGAACUGCAGUUACGUCUUAACCUCACAGUCAGCACUUGGUUGUCAGCACUGCAUUGUCAGCACCUCAAGAACCUCCUCCUCCUCCUCCUCAGCAACUUCUGUCGGCACUUCUUCAUCAGGUUCUUCGAUUCGACUCCUCUCAUCAUGAUUGCCAAGGUAAUGCUCGUGGUGGUGGUGGUGGUGGCGUCUGCUGCGGCGGCUCCACAGCGAUACGCACCCCGCCCAAGCUACCAAGGCGUGUCCGGCCCCUUCAUCCCCAUCCUGGUGGACGAGAGGGACGGCCCCCGCGCGGACGGCACCUACAGCUUCAACUUCGAGACGGGCAACGGCAUCCGCAGGAACGAGAGGGGCCACCCGGGGGGACCCAAGGGCGCUGUGGUGUCCGACGGAGGCUGGUCCUUCACCUUCCCUGACGGCACCCCCGCUGUCUUCACCUUCGUGGCUGAUGAGAAUGGUUACCGCCCCGUGUCCAACCUCAUACCCACGCCCCACCCCCUCCCCGCCCACGCCCUUGAGCAGAUCGAGUUCGCCCGCCGGAACCCAACCCCCGCGAGCCGCCCAGGAACCUACCGCCCCUUCUAAGCCUCCUGCAGCGCCUCCUCCUCCGCCUCCUCCCAGCACAGCAUCCGGCAUUGUCACACUCCGUCAUUAUUUAUUAUCUAUGUGGUUACUUGAGAUGAGUCCUGUGGUUGGUUUUCUAUUUUUUUCCUCUAUUUUCUCUCCUAUUUUUUUCUUACACUGUUUUCCUCCCCUUCUUUCUCUCAUUCCUCGGUCUUUAUUUUUGCAUUUUCCUUCCUAUUCCUUCUUUUCCUCCUGCAUUCUCCUUCCUCCGUAAUCUCCCUCUCACCCAUCUCUUCUAUUUUCCUCACCUGCGUCUCCUUCCUCUCAUUCUCACCUCUUUCCCUGUAUACACCUGUCCUCCUUCUCCUCCUCCUCCGCCUCCUCACUCCUUACCUGCGAGCUAAUCAAGACUCACCUGUAUACCUGUGUUUGUGUGUACAUAGGAACCGCUUGUCGCACCUGUGUUGUACUAGACUAAUGAAGCAAGUUCCAAAGCGUA
This is a messenger RNA of Eriocheir sinensis (Chinese mitten crab), 1069 nucleotides long. Its product is annotated as cuticle protein AM1199-like. Gene Ontology annotation, cellular component: chitin-based extracellular matrix. Gene Ontology annotation, molecular function: structural constituent of chitin-based larval cuticle. Lineage: Eukaryota; Metazoa; Arthropoda; Malacostraca; Decapoda; Varunidae. The record is from RefSeq and is a predicted model, not a curated record. The transcript is spliced from 3 exons. The coding region runs from base 154 to 591 and encodes 145 amino acids.